Molecule: messenger RNA, 3372 nt
Organism: Paecilomyces variotii
Lineage: Eukaryota; Fungi; Ascomycota; Eurotiomycetes; Eurotiales; Thermoascaceae
Product: adenosylhomocysteinase
Exons: 6
Coding region: 198-2996 (932 amino acids)
Biological process (GO): L-methionine cycle
Cellular component (GO): cytosol
Molecular function (GO): adenosylhomocysteinase activity
Source: RefSeq, a predicted model, not a curated record
CUCUUUUCCUCUGCAAUAUUGACAGAUCCAUGUAAUAAACUGUGAUUGAUGAUAGUUCAUACUGAUUACCUAUUCUAUCAAAUCAAUGCAAUUUUUUGGUUAACUGCUGAUCCUGUCUAUCCUGACUCAACACAUAACUCUUCCAUGUGCUUAUUCAAUCUAGAGCUUCACAAGAACCAGACGGCCCUCAAAUAAAUAUGUCAGCGAAGAUCUCCAAGCCUACGGUGCUCCUUCUAGGGACGUGCGAUACAAAACUAGAAGAACUCCUUUUCGUGAAAAAGGAAAUUGAGCGCACCAAAGCUUGUUCUGUACUUCUUAUGGAUCUGGGUAGGGUUUCGAGUACUCAUCCAGCAGUGGAUAUCGGCCACGCAAGUCUUCUAGAACAUGCAUCCCUUCCAACGUCUCAAGAUCCAAAUACCUACUUCGCAACACUCGCAAAGGGAGAUUAUAUACAAACUCUAACUGCAUUUGCGAUCACCACUACCACGGAUCUGGUCCAAUCCACCAAGAUCCAAGGAAUUAUCGGCAUCGGCGGGUCUAGUGGGACUGCCAUAGCUGCAGCAGUAAUGCGCGAGGCAGUCCCAAUAGGAUUUCCCAAGUUGAUGGUGUCAACCAUGGCCAGCGGAAACGUGAAGCCUUUCAUUGAAGAGACAGAUAUCACUCUAAUGUACAGCGUCGUUGACAUUGCGGGAACAAACACAAUCUUGAACCGCAUCUUAUCAAAUGCAGCCGCUGCAAUCGUGGGUAUGACCUGUUCCCAUGCAGAGCAUCUCAGAUGGGAGUCAAUUCAACCGGCCAAGAAACGCGUGGCCGUGACCAUGUUUGGCGUCACUACGCCUUGUGUCGACAAGAUCCGCGAGCACCUGGAACAGAAUCACGGAUACGAGGUUUACGUAUUUCACGCAACCGGUUCUGGAGGCAAGGCUAUGGAGCGAUUGAUCUAUGAAGGACAACUCGACGCAGUCAUUGACCUGACCACAACCGAGAUAGCAGACGAGCUAGUUGGUGGCGUCCUAACUGCAGGUCCGAAUCGCCUCGAAGCUGCAGCAAGGGCUGGAAUCCCUCAAAUUAUCAGCGUUGGAGCCUGCGACAUGGUCAAUUUCGGUCCGAAGGAUACCGUCCCAGAAAAGUUUACAGGCCGCCUACUAUAUGAGCAUAACCCGGCGGUGACGCUCAUGAGGACCAGUCCAGAGGAGUGCCAGAUGAUCGGGCAGGAUAUCGCGCAGAAAUUGCGUACCCAUAGCACGAAUCCAGAGGUCGUACGCGUGGUAUUACCAGAAAGAGGUAUCAGUAUGAUAUCGACGGAAGGUCAGUCUUUCCAUGAUAGCGAGGCUGAUUCUAGUUUGUUUUCCACAUUGAAGCAGGGACUCUCAGAGACUGAGAUCAAGGUGGAUGGAGUGUCUUUGGACAUUAAUGAUCCGGAAUUUGCGGACCCUGGGGGCUUAUGGAGGGGCAGUCUGACAGCGCCCAAGAUCGACAACAAUAAUAACAAUGUACUUUCCCCUCAUCAGUCAAUUCAAGCAGUCAAAAUGGCCGCUCCCGCCCACAAGUUCAAGGUCGCCGAUAUUUCGCUGGCUGCCUUUGGCCGCCGCGAGAUCGAGCUCUCCGAGAUUGAGAUGCCCGGUCUCAUGUCGAUCCGUGAGCGAUACGCCGCCGACCAGCCCCUGAAGGGUGCCCGUAUCGCUGGUUGUCUGCACAUGACCAUCCAGACUGCUGUCCUGAUUGAGACCCUGGUUGCCCUUGGUGCUGAGGUCACCUGGUCCAGCUGCAACAUCUUCUCCACCCAGGACCACGCCGCGGCUGCCAUUGCUGCUGCUGGUGUCCCUGUCUUCGCCUGGAAGGGUGAGACCGAGGAGGAGUACAACUGGUGUCUGGAGCAGCAGCUCCACGCCUUCAAGGAUGGAAAGAAGCUCAACCUCAUCCUGGAUGACGGUGGUGACCUGACCUCCCUCGUCCACAACAAGUACCCCGAGAUGCUGAAGGACUGCUACGGUGUCUCCGAGGAGACCACCACUGGUGUCCACCACCUCUACCGUAUGCUCAAGGAGGGCAAGCUCCUGGUCCCUGCCAUCAACGUCAACGACUCUGUCACCAAGUCCAAGUUCGACAACUUGUACGGAUGCCGUGAGUCUCUCAUCGACGGUAUCAAGCGUGCCACCGAUGUCAUGAUCGCCGGUAAGGUCGCUGUCGUCGCUGGUUACGGUGAUGUCGGCAAGGGCUGCGCCCAGGCUCUGCACAGCAUGGGUGCUCGCGUCAUUGUCACCGAGAUCGACCCCAUCAACGCUCUUCAGGCUGCCGUCUCCGGCUUCCAGGUCACCACCAUGGAGGAGGCUGCUCCUCUUGGUCAGAUCUUCGUCACCACCACUGGUUGCCGUGACAUCCUCGUUGCCAAGCACUUCGAGGUCAUGAAGAACGACGCUAUCGUUUGCAACAUUGGUCACUUCGACAUUGAGAUCGACGUUGCUUGGUUGAAGGCCAACGCCAAGUCCGUCCAGAACAUCAAGCCCCAGGUCGACCGUUUCCUCAUGCCCAAUGGCCGUCACAUCAUCCUCCUGGCUGAGGGUCGUCUGGUCAACCUUGGCUGUGCCACUGGCCACUCUUCCUUCGUCAUGUCCUGCUCCUUCUCCAACCAGGUCCUGGCUCAGAUCGCUCUCUUCAAGGCCGAGGAUGCUGCCUUUGGUAAGAAGUACAUCGAGUUCGGUGCCAGCGGCAAGAAGCCCGUCGGUGUCUACGUCCUGCCCAAGAUCCUCGACGAGCAGGUUGCCUUCCUGCACUUGGCGCACGUCAACGCCAAGCUCUCCAAGCUUACCCCCGUCCAGGCCGAGUACCUCGGUAUUCCUGCUGAGGGUCCUUUCAAGGCCGAGAUGUAUGUGAUUGAUUUAUUCCCAUUGUUUUACUUCACCCUCUUUACUGACUCUCUUCUAGCUACCGCUACUAAGCUAUUUCGGAGGAAAAGAGAUUUCUUUCGCGUCCUGUGGGCGUCGCAUGACAUAUAGACUUUUCAACAUGAGACUACGAUGUUAUGACUAACAUUAAUUGGGUUCUGUAUCAACUACACAGAACCAAAAAGAUUUGUCCUUCAACGGCAAAAGAAAAAAGUGAUAUCUAGGGGUUUUACAUUUGGUUGUCCAUCAUCAGGAAUUUGGGCGCAGGUGCAUUACUAUUUUACUCUUUCCGCAUUCAACAAUUGUCCACGCUGGAUGUGCUCCGUGUACCUAUACCCUCUGCGAGACACGGGGAAGGUGCAUUCGAUAGAGGCCUAUGGCCGAAGAUUCAACAAAGCGCUGCUUUCGUCAGUAGACAGACGAAAGAUACUAAGAUACCAUAACUAAAUAUAUUGCGUUAGAAGCGCGGAAGACUCUUUUUACGGAU